AUGGCCAAGUUUCUGGCAUUCUCACUAAUCAUUUUAAACCUUUUCACUGACUUUGUGAGUGGGGAAUGGAACAUAUUGAACCAAAGAUGGGGAAAAGGAGUAGUUGGAGCCAACUUGAGGAACUAUUGUGAGAGUUGGAGGAUCAAUGUUGAACUAAACAACAUUAGGGGGUUCAGUGUUGUGCCUCAAGAAUGUGGGGAGCAUGUGAAGAAAUACAUGACUUCAUCUCAGUACAAGGCUGAUUCUGAGAGAGCAGUGGAGGAGGUAAGACUCUAUUUGAGUGGAUGCUGCACUUUGAAAGGUGAUGGCAAAGAUUCCUGGAUUUUUGAUAUUGACGAGACCCUUUUGUCCACAAUUCCUUAUUUUAAGAAGCAUAGUUUUGGGGGAGAAAAGCUGAAUGCAACCUCUUUAGAAGCAUGGAUGAAGCAAAGCAAGGCACCGGCUCUAGAUCACACACUGGAGCUUUACCAUGAAAUCAAGAACAGAGGGUUCAAUAUUUUUCUAAUUUCUUCAAGAAAGGAGACUCUUAGAUCUCCCACUGUAGACAACCUUGUGAAGGUUGGAUACCAUGGAUGGACUGGUCUUACAUUGAGGGGUCUUGACGAUGAACAGUUAGAAGUGAGAAAAUACCAUUCCAAGAUGAGGCAACAAUUGGUUGAUGAUGGUUACCGCAUAUGGGGCAUUAUUGGAGAUCAAUGGAGCAGUUUUGAGGGGCUUCCAAUUGCAAAGAGAACAUUCAAACUACCGAAUUCCAUGUACUACAUAGCAUAA
Messenger RNA from Gastrolobium bilobum, 771 nucleotides. RefSeq names its product acid phosphatase 1. The record is from RefSeq and is a predicted model, not a curated record. Lineage: Eukaryota; Viridiplantae; Streptophyta; Magnoliopsida; Fabales; Fabaceae. The coding region runs from base 1 to 771 and encodes 256 amino acids. The transcript is spliced from 3 exons. Gene Ontology annotation, molecular function: acid phosphatase activity.